UGACACUCUUUCAGUAUCGUCUGAGACUGAUGACAGUGCUGGACCAAGCUCCAAGAGACCUUGUUUUAGUGGAGUUUUUGAGGCAAAACAGUUUGUUAGAGACAUUUUAGAGGAAAAGGCAGGAGGACCUGCGAUUUUGGCUGAAUAUAGAGAUCAUGGAAAACUCACAGACUCAACCAGGCGACACUUGGUGAACAUUGUUGUUGCGCACAUUACUGACAAAGAAGGCCAUGUCCCUUCUAAAGAAACGAAGACUCGUUGUGCUUUGGGAAUUGUAACACUGUUCCCAUCACUUAAGGAUCCAUACUCAAGAACUGGAUAUGAGCAUUUUUAUGACCCUAAGAGCAACCAAGGAUACAUAUCUUGGCGACUCGAAACAGUUUCUCGGCAAAGCAAACACCACGCCGGACACCACAGUAAGAAGGAUGCUAGGUCAAGUGGAACAUCAGACAUUGAGGGCAGUGGAGGACCAACAGCUCAUAGAGAAACCUGCAACCAUUUGGAACUGCAGUUGGCGGGUGACCAAUGCAAAGAAGCGAUAUCUUUCAUGAAUCAUUGUGCAGAGAAGGACCUGAUUCUUGACAAGAUGAAAGCAACAUUCAAGCACAGACAGCUCCUUAUUCAUGAUGCAGCGAAGUCCAAUACAGUGCUUUCAGUUUUUCCCAGAUUUCUCGACACUAAGGGAUUGAUACUUCAAGAUUUUGACAUCCAAUUUGGAACAGAAACAGCCUCCAGACUUCUUGAACAAUGGGAUAGUCUAAAGCCCAAGAUCAUUGCAGAAGCAAGAACGCUUAAUUCGACCUUGCAUCUGAACAGCCUGCUUUCAGAUGCCCAGGGUAACAGACAAGAUGAGGAUUCUGAUUGGCAAGGAUGGGACAGUGAUAUGUCCUCUAUUUUACUCCUGGCCUACCUUUUGCCACCUUCAGCUGGUGGUAGGAAUAAAUCUACCAAGAUAAGCAUCAGAGAGGCAAUGGACCAUAUUGUGCAGUUUCACAAGGCUUGCCGUAGUCUAACUGAACACAUUAACAAGACUGAAGGUCUUCAACCACAUCUCCUUGCAGUUGGUUCAGCGAAGAGCGUCAUCCAUGAUUUUUACAUCGUGAUGGAUGGAAAACUGCUUCCAUGUCAGGCAAAGUCUUCACUUUCUGCCUUUGAUGAACUUUUUAAAGCAUACUUUGUCUUUAGCGUGUCUUAUCCUCACUGCUUAAGUGCAAUGUAUACAUUCAUCCAGACUACUAUCUACAAGAUAGAUCUUGGUAUAGUUCGUGAAACCCCUAGGGUUAAGGACCUACGAGCUAAACUUUUGAACUAGUUAAACUAUAUUAAAAUGUUUCGCUGUUUUGUUUGCAAACUGGCACAUUCUAAAAUCAAUGACCUUGUUCGUCAUCUAAAACUUAUUCAUGCUUACUAUCCUGGGAAAAAAUUGAACCUGAAAUGUGCACAGAAAAAUUGUAAACGCAGCUUCAUGACUUAUGCUGGAUUUCGAAAACACCUAAUCAGUGUUCAUGGAAAUGACUAUCUAGACCAAACUGUGACUGAAAAUCAAACUGAUGAAGAUAAUGAACAGAUUGAGUUAAUGUCGGAUUUAAAUAAUGAUGUUGAAAUACCAGAGACAUCAUCCAAUGAUAAAAGAAGAGGUACUGAAACUCAAGAAAUGUGUUCAUCCAUUAUCGCUAGAUUGCAAAAUAGUGGAGUAGCAACCAGUGUUGUAACAUCUGUAGUAUCGGAUAUGGAAGAACUGGUACAUGAAAUUCAUUCAAAUAUCAAAAGUGAGGUGAUGAAUCUACUUCCAGCUGAUGAUUUUGGAACAUCAUCUAAAAUAGAACACUGUUUUGAUAAUCUUGAUAAUCCAUUCUCAAAAUUAAGUACAGAAACCAAAUGGAAAAAAUAUUUCAAAGAGAAAUGGGCUGUUGUUGACCCUACAGAGAUCCAAUUAGGUGUAAGAUUUGAUAGUAGAUUGAAUCGGGUGACACGGACAUAUGAUCAAAUCCCUGUAACUGACAAAUUCAUUUACAUUCCCUUGCUGGAUACCUUGCAGUUUAUUUUUAGGAAUUCUGAGAUAUGUAAACAUAUGUCAAAUCCAGGUAAGAGUAACGGUGUCUAUAAGGAUUUUUGUGACGGAAGUUAUUAUAAAAACCAUCCACUGUUCAGUAAACAACCAAAUGCUCUUCAAAUACAGUUAUUUUUUGACGAAUUUGAAUCCGCGAAUCCCCUGGGCUCCAAGCAAGGUAUCCACAAAAUCGGAGCCAUUUACU
Triplophysa dalaica is the source of this 2255-nucleotide messenger RNA. RefSeq lists its product as uncharacterized. Bases 548 to 1312 code for a protein of 254 amino acids. NCBI's taxonomy places the organism in Eukaryota, Metazoa, Chordata, Actinopteri, Cypriniformes, Nemacheilidae. The transcript has 7 exons. The record is from RefSeq and is a predicted model, not a curated record.